GGUGAAGUUGCGUCGCUCGGCCCCGGAUCAUCGUCCGAAUUGCGACUCGCAGUGAAGUGACUCACUACAUCGAGGAGCAGUCGGAGUGGAGUCCCGAGCGUGCCCGAGUGCAGCAACCCCUUAUUACCUAAUGUAAGAGUAGAAACACAGUCCGAAUCAUGAGUACUUAUAUCUAGACCAUUGAGAAUUCAAGUGAUCGAAUUUCAAUCUAGGACAGGGCUCUAUAACUCGGGGACCAGUCUCGCCAAUUACCUACAGGCAAUACCUUCAAAGCACUAAUCAAGCCAGAGACGGAUUCCCAUCCUGUUGGACGUGCAACAUGGCUACUCCAUCGCUACGACUCGGCUGGAUUGGGCUAGGUAGCAUGGGCAAUGCCAUGGCGAAGAAUAUCCAUACCUACUUACAGUCACGCCGUGGCACAUCUCUUUGCUUCUACAACCGUACCCCAUCUCGUGGAGACGCACUGGAAGCUCUCGGCGGCGAACGCUGCGCGUCUGUGCCAGAACUAGCCGCUCGCAGCGACGUAAUAUUCAUCUCCGCAAGCGAUGACGCGGCCGUGCAGUCAAUCGUCGAGCAGAUAAUCUCAUGCGGUUCAGAACUAGCCACAAAGAUCAUUGUUGACACCACAACCAUCCAUCCUAACACAACCAGGCAAAUCACAGAAAGUCUAGCAGCUCAGGGAGCGCAGUUUGCAGCAACGCCUGUUUUCGGCGCGACACCAGUGGCGGAGCAGGGCAGGCUUCUUGUGGCGUUUGCAGGGCCAGAAAGUGUGUACCAGACAAUUGCGCCGUUCCUUAAAGGUGUGAUUGCCCGGGAAGUACUUCAAGUAGGAAAGGAACCUGAGAAGGCCACGCUACUGAAGACAACAGGGAACUUCAUGAUGGCCGGCCUCAUGGAAAUUAUCGCAGAAGCCCACGUGUUCGCUGAGAAGACAGGCCUUGGUGCUGAUGUACUAGAGAGGCUUCUAGAGCUCAACUUUGGCACAGUCGCGCACUCCGACUCGGUCAGGAUGACGACUGGCGUCUAUAUGCCGGGAAAGGGAGAGGCACCUUGGUCUGACCUGAACCUUGCGCUUAAGGAUGUCGGACAUGGAGUCGACAGCGCGAAACAAGUUGGUGUAAGCUUGAAAGUCGGCAACACGGUAUUGGAGCAUUUGAAGAGAGCUAAAGCGUACUCGGACGAGAAUGGGCAACGCCCUCUGGAUUCUUCAUCAUUAUACGGUGUUGUGCGACAGGAUUCAGGACUUGACUUUCGUACAGAAUACGUCAAGAAGAGAGAUCAAUGAACAAUACAAUAUGAAAUUCAUUUUCGUUAUGA
Xylaria bambusicola is the source of this 1317-nucleotide messenger RNA. RefSeq names its product NAD binding domain of 6-phosphogluconate dehydrogenase-domain-containing protein. NCBI's taxonomy places the organism in Eukaryota, Fungi, Ascomycota, Sordariomycetes, Xylariales, Xylariaceae. The record is from RefSeq and is a predicted model, not a curated record. The transcript has 2 exons. The coding region runs from base 320 to 1285 and encodes 321 amino acids. Gene Ontology annotation, molecular function: NADP binding; NAD binding; oxidoreductase activity, acting on the CH-OH group of donors, NAD or NADP as acceptor.